AUCUCUUCUCUUUCCCUCUCUAUUUUAACUUCCUUUAUGACUGCGCCCCUAUCACCAGCAUCUAGCUCAGGGUGUGGGAGGGGAUCUGUGUGUGCUCAAGUGUGUAUUUGUGUGAGAGACUCAACUCAGGUGGGCAACUACAAGGAACCCCAGGACAUAUACUUGCAGUAGUAGUCGUCUUCUCUGAGGGGGCCCUGUAAUAACAUGGACCGUGCGUACUGAGGGCACAGACCGCACCAUGGUGGCUGAGGAGGUUAUCAUCACCCUAUCCGGAGGAGCACCAUGGGGCUUCCGACUACAGGGAGGAAUCGAGCAGCAGAAGCCUCUGCAGGUCGCCAAGGUGCGUAAGCGAAGUAAAGCAUGUCGGGCUGGACUGCGUGAGGGAGAUGAGCUGGUGUCCAUCAAUGAGAAUUCCUGUGGGGGUCUGUCGCACGCCCAGGUCAUGAACCUGAUCGACAGCAUGCCAGGAACGCUACACAUACGAGUUAAGAGGGCACCGGCUGGCUUCCAGUCGGUGGUUCUGGUUGCUCGAGCUCCUUCUCCCCGCAUUGAUAAAGAGUACCGUGCUACCCUUAGGGCCAUGUCACCAUCCAGUUCCCGACCUCACCAGUCCAGUGUGCGGCAGAUACACCAUGGAACCCUGAUGUCCCCGACUGGACGCAGUGGACUGACCUCCCCGCCGGGCAGUGAAGCCUACUAUGGAGAAACGGACAGCGAUGCAGAUGUGGCUGCUCAUGAGAGGCAACGCAAACCAAAACGACGCAGUCCCAGCAAUUCACCUGGCAAGGCUGCCCGAGCCUCACCAGAGGGAGCAGAGACUUCAGAAAUGAGUGGGUAUGACAGCGCCUCGGAUGCCCAAAUGUACAAUCUUUUGGGGCCUAAUAAGAGGGAAGACACAUUGCCUGGUGUAGCCCGCAGAGAAGUGAUUUACCAGCCCCCUGCCCAUGGAGAGUGGUCCUCACAGACCUCCACCGAGACCUCAUCCAUGAGUGCAGAUGACCAAAACCCACGAGAAGGGCUAAUAGAAGAAGACAGUGGGUUUCAGAAGCCUGCAAACGUUCCUCUUGUUUCUCCAGAGAGAGCCAAAGAAGCUCUUAUGCUGAGCUCUCGUAGUCAGUUGGUGCCCAUGGUUGGGCCAGUUGACAAUCCAGUGGAUGAGGAACUCAUAUUAACAUACAUGGAUAAAGCAAAACAAGCAAAACUGAAUCGUGGAGAGACGAUCACGGACAAACAGGUGAAAGAAGCUCGGUCCAAAUGCCGCACCAUCGCCUCACUACUGACGGAUGCACCAAACCCUCAUUCAAAGGGUGUUUUGAUGUUUAAAAAGCGCCGACAACGCUCUAAGAAAUACACACUAACCAGCUUUGGAAGUGUUGAUGAGGACAUGAGGCAAGACUCUCAAGAAGAGGAUGGCAUAUUUCCUGGCAGCGAAUCAGAAUUUGAUGAGGAAGGUUUCUCUGCUGCACCAGACCCCACAUGGGACAGUGACUAUCUUGAGAUGCUAGAGAAAAGAUCUGCUUCCAGAGGUCAGGAAGGAGAGGGUGGUGCUCUCAGCCCUGGUUUGAGUGAUACCUCUGGGAAGGGGGCACAGUUGUUUGAGCAGCAGAGGAGAAGGGCAGAGGAACAUGCAAAGAAAAUGGAAGCUGCACAAGAACAGUUACAAAGCCAAAUGCUGGGCAUUGCACUGAAAGAGACGCAAGCACUUCCUCAACUACAGACUCUGCAACCUCAACCACAACCAGACUCAUUGACAAAGCCCAAUGUCCAGCCACCACCAGUUGCUCCAAAACCUGCCAGACCUUCAAAAACACUACAUCAUGAGGUUCCACCAGCAGAAACACAAUACAUGACACAGAUGAGCACACCUCAGGCCAUCCCUGCUCUCCCUGUUAUGGUUAACAGGGAUACUAUAAGCACAAUGGUGCCAGCCCCCUCUGUGGUGCCCCAAACUAAUCCGUCAGUACCUUCUGCAGAAACUGUGAUGCCUCCACCACAAACUCCUCUACCAGAACUACCUGCCAUCUCUGUGUUAAAUAGAACUGCCCGUCCUUUUGCUCCAGGCUGCGUCACCAAUCGGGCAGCCACUGCUCCUGUCGUGUUUCGCCCUGCAGUCAGUAAGAAGACACCCAGACCUGUUUCAGUGGCUGUGCUGGUACCUUCAUUUUCUGCAGCAUCAGAAGAGCAUGCCAUGGGUGUCACCCCUGUCUCCUUUGUGAACCAAGUCACAGUGAAUCAAAUAAGUGAAGAUAUCCCUUCUGAAAUGAUACCCACACAGCCCUUUAUGCCUGGAAAGUCUGUUCCUCCACCUGCUUCUGUAUCCAUGGAAUCAUAUUCUCAACCUGCUCUUCACUGCUCCUCAGUGGAAAACAUCCAGGUUGCAUCAGUGCCACCUCCCGAAGUUCAAACCCAAGAACCCACCUUUCUUAUAAACAGCGAAACAACUGUUCCUCCUGCAAUCCCUGUUAACAACAUGGUGACCGCAGUGGCUCCUGUUAUGCCUCCUGUUACUCCUCAGACCAUAGAAAUACCAUCUCAACCCUCUUCUACUUUGAUUUCUGCAACUUCUGAGACCCCUUCAAGCUCUGUAACUUCACUGUCACCAAUAGUCUAUCGUGAUAAAACCUCUUCCACCGGUGGCCGCACUGGUAUUCUCCAAGAGGCCCGACGCCGUAGUGCGUACAAGCCAAUGUUUAAGAUACCUGACAGCAAGAAGAACUCACCAAACCCUGAACUAUUGUCUAUGGUGCAGAACCUAGACGAAAGACCCAGGUGUGUAUAUUCUGAACCUGAAAAUAUUACCCACAACAUUGACGACAACAGAACAAGGGUCCCACCGCCUGUGGCUCCUAAGCCACGGGUCAUCCCAGAAAUGUCACAGAUCCCCCAGGCAGAGGGAAAAGGUGCAGAGCUGUUUGCUCGUAGACAGAGUCGCAUGGAUUUAUUUGUUGUAGACUCUCCACAUCUGCAGCCUGCACCUCUACAACCCCAACAAUUCCAAUCAGUCAUAGACUUGAUCCAAACAACGGAACCCUCGCCAACUCCAUCCCAAUGGAAGUAUUCCCCUAAUGUUCGUGCCCCUCCACCAAUAGGUUACAACCCCUUGCUGUCUCCUUCCUGUCCUGUUGGGGUACAGCGUGGAGGUACCAAGGUGUCUGAGGGAAGUUCCAAAGGAAGUAAGGGUAGUUAUGGUGUCCCAAAAGAGGGUAUCAAGGCCUUGGACUUCAUGAGGCGGCAGCCUUACCAACUGAACUCUGCAAUGUUCAGUUUUGGUGGCGGCAUUGGCACGCAGUCUUCAAUCCCCUCCUACCAGAGGCAACAGAGGGAAGGCCACACUCUGACACCACCCAAGCAGAUCCCAGUAAAGGCGGCACGUGUGUAUGAAAUCAAACGUUUCUCCACUCCCACCCCAAUGUCAGCACCCACUCUCAAUCCCACAGUGAUUGUACCACGUUCACAGACCACCCUUGGGGAGCACAUCUCUCAUUCUGACAUGACGUCCCCUCCUCCAGAACCUGUGCCUGAAUCAACUCCAGCACCUUCACGGGCCCCAGGCCUCCCAGAGCUCCCCAAAAUUUCAACUGUGCCCAUCCCUCACCCAAUGCCGUACUCACCUCCAGCUCCCAUGUCAAGUAUGUCAAGCCUAAGCUACUCUGGGCUCCAAGCUGCCAAACAGUUUAAGAGUGCCCCUGAGUUAAGUGCCCUACCACCAAACCCCUUAAAGUCUCCAAUUCAAGUUCCCAAACCUCGCUUUAUUGCAACAAGAGUAGGUAUUCAGCCCCAUGUCUGGAGGCCUGGAACCCUACCUCACUGACAGUAUUAAUUUAUAUUUGGAAGAAGCUAAACCAUCUGCUUCUGUUCCAGGCUCAAAAUUCAUACUUUUCAAAUAUGAUCAACGUGUUAACAACUGUUUAAUAUAACUUGAAGAAACAAAGAAAUUAUAUUCUUAAUUUCAUAUGAGUAUAUUAACUUGUGCUUUGGAUCACUGGUGUAUUGUUUUGAGAGUGUUUUUCAAAACUUAACUGAAAAAUACAGAAUUUCUGCAAAAUGUUGAUCAAUAUGUUUUAAACCUCCAAUGUUAAAAAAAUGUAAAAUCAAAAUUGAAUCUACAUGCAUCCUGGUCUUACUGUGAACAAUUUAUCUAUCAGAAAAAAAAAAAAAAAAAAUUGUUUGGCUUUGUAAACUUCAAUCGAAGUGUAACUUGCUCUUCCUCUGAAAUGACUCUGCUGACGUCUCUCAGACUGUGUGGGCAAAUUGGAUAUUAACCAAUAGCCAAAUAGCUAUUAGGCAUUGUUUUAGCAAACUCACAUUCGGUCUGGCUCCCUAGUUGUAUGUAAUGCCCAUUUUUCUCAGUCCAAUCAGUUCAGUUAUGCAUUGUUUUUUUUUUUUUCUUUGUUUUUUUUUUCUCAUUGCAUAUCUUGUUUCAUUCAUACAUCAGGUUACAGCAGUAAAAAGGGUUCUAACAAGUAAAAUACAAAAUGUAAUUCUGUAAUAUUGUAAAGCUAUUGACAGUCAUGCGUCACAGAGUACUCAUUUGUCAGUGACUGCUAGACAAUAGGGUUUUGCAGUGCAGUGUUCCUAAUUUUAUAGGGAUGAAGAAAACUACAUUCUGACAUGGUGCCUAUAAAACAUUUCACAUGGAUUGGACUGAAAUAGAACAUGGAUCUGACUGAGGUAUUUUGAGAUAUUUUCUUUCAAAAUGUCUUAUUUAAGACACAUGUGUAACAUUUGACUUUUGGCACCUUUUACAUACAAAAGUGUCAUUUCUUUGCUAAACCUUGAUCUACUUGACAUUUUUAAGAAUGGAAAAGAUACCUAAGAAAAUGAGGCAAUCUUAGGUCAAUUGAAAAUGAUAUCUCUCCUGGCACAGCCUGAAUUGAACAGGUGCAUGAGGGUCACAGCCUAUUUGUAGGAGCAAAAUAAACAGAGAACCAGGCUAGUUCUUUAAAAUGUGCUCUGGCUGGAUGUGUGGUCUUCAUAUCCCAGUACUGAUAUAUUAAAUGGAUGACUAAUGAAAAUCUUGUGUUUUAAUUUUUUUUUUUUUCGGAUCGUAUUCAAGUGGUCAAAUCAGUAAGUGUUGGAAAGGUACAGUGUUGGAAAGAGUCCGAGAGACAGACAUGUAGGCUAUUUGAGCACUGAAGCAAAUCUGACGCAUGAAGACAGGCGUAAAAAGUGCAAAACUAGCACUGUCCAGGAUUAUCAGAAGGUUUAUUAGCCAACUGGCUUUACUAGAAUUAGUCAGAAUACUUAAAGCAACAUGACAUAUUUGAAUGGCAUUUGUGGCAGUGAGGCUGAUAAUUGGGGUUGUUUUUUGAAUGCGUUCCUCAAAAAUAUUGCAAUGUCUUUAGAGAAAAAAUCUGAGGCCUUGUAACAUUAAGGGAACAAUGGAUUAAGGUUAAAAGAAAGGAAAUCGGUUUAUAUUAAUGUGUGUUAGAUCUACAGAGAGGAUUAAUAAAUAAUGACUGCAGUACUGGCAGGUGAGAAUAUUUCGUUAUUAAAAUGUCUCUUUUUUUUAAAUUAUAAUUUGAAAUUGAAUAAGAAGUUGACAAAAACAGAGUAUAUUUAUCCCUGGUUUCACAGACAAGGCCUAAGCUAGUCCUAGACGAAAAUGCAUGUUUGAGCUGUUUUAACUGAAAGCAACUUGCACUGACAUAUCAUAAAAUAUGUCAGUGCCAUUAUUUUGUUUCAAGAUGCACACCAGUUUUUUUUUUCUUUUUUUUUUUUCCUAAGGCUCAAUUAUAAAAGCUACUUAAAUGUCUUAAUUGAACUAAGGCAUAAUCCUGGCUUAAUCUAAGCCCAGUCUGUGAAACCAGGCCAUGGUGUUUCAAAUCUGAGCCACAAUUUUGUUUGUCUUUCCAGUUUGUUUGUUAUGUUUUAUUUUAUAGACUAAAGUUUUACAUUGUUUAGUUCUCUUAAUUUUUGCUGUUGUACAAAUUAUUAGAUCAAUGUGUCUGUCUUUGUAAAAUCAACUUUGUGGUUAGUGUCUCUGUGGUGAUUUUGUUUUUGCAGUGCUUAUAAUGAGCUCAGCUGAACUUUAGGACAUAAGUGAUUCUAACUGAAAGUGUCAUAUACUUCUAAUACAAUCAAUAGUUUCAAUAAAACAUAUCUGAAAUUUA
Messenger RNA from Ctenopharyngodon idella (grass carp), 6113 nucleotides. It is a transcript of the gene synpo2la, whose product is annotated as synaptopodin 2-like a. Gene Ontology annotation, biological process: positive regulation of actin filament bundle assembly. Gene Ontology annotation, molecular function: actin binding. The coding region runs from base 239 to 3811 and encodes 1190 amino acids. Gene Ontology annotation, cellular component: Z disc; actin cytoskeleton; nucleus. The transcript has 4 exons. The record is from RefSeq and is a predicted model, not a curated record. NCBI's taxonomy places the organism in Eukaryota, Metazoa, Chordata, Actinopteri, Cypriniformes, Xenocyprididae.